AUGUGGCAAGUGAACAUGAUUUCUCCGAAUUUGCCUUGUCAUCAAAGAGUUGUCGCCGUAUCUGGCGACGAACUCAAGGCUCGGUUUUCAACAUACAAAGCCUUGGUUGCGGACAACUCAAGCCUUCUGGUGUCGGAGACUUUUAGCAUGCACCUACGCGGGUGCUUAGAAAAAUCGACAACCUUGACACCUUUGGACUUGCGCAUUAUUCAACGAGCUUUUUACUUGACCCACGACAAGAAAGAGUAUGAUUCCUUGGCUGGCGCCGCCUUAUCAAUCAAAUCGAUUUCCGAUUCGGGAUUAAGAACCUCGAACCGCUUCAUGGUAGCGGAAGCAUCAUGGCCAAGGCUCUUACAGGCACUCAGUGGAGCCAGCAGACUUGUGGCCCUGAUUACUGUGGUAAUAUUGGCACAGAAAUACUUUUCACAAAUGCGCAAUACAGCAAGCAGUCUUCAAUCCAAUUUGAACCAUUUAGAGGAUCUCCAUGUUUGUACGGCUUUCAGAACCCCAAACCCAACUCAUAUUUUGGAUACACCUACCUGGGUCACUACGCUUAUCCAUGUUGCUCCUCGCCUAGAAACACUUACUAUCUCGCAAGACUAUUAUGUUGGAGAGCUUCCUAGAAAAUUACAAUUCAAUCACCUUAAAGAGCUCCAUAUCCAUAAGAUUUCGAUCAACUCCGAGGAUCUGAAAAUUAUAUCUCAUGAAAGCCAAGGAAACCCUCACUGUUUUCACGCUAUUUGA
Messenger RNA from Penicillium odoratum, 744 nucleotides. RefSeq lists its product as uncharacterized. The coding region runs from base 1 to 744 and encodes 247 amino acids. Lineage: Eukaryota; Fungi; Ascomycota; Eurotiomycetes; Eurotiales; Aspergillaceae. The transcript is spliced from 2 exons. The record is from RefSeq and is a predicted model, not a curated record.